GGUGUAAACAAACCGUCACCAAACAACACUUUGUCAGAAACAACAGGCCCACAGCGGGAGUUGACAUCGGGUCUUAGCGAAUUGCUCCACCAAGAACGAGUUGGCCAACAUCCAGACAUCAACCUCGUCAAUAAAUCCCAAGCUUUACAGGUACUACUUGUUCUCUUGACUUCUCAUCACCACCAAUUCCAGUAUCUCAAGAGACCCAACAGCAGCAGCAACAAUGGCGGCCGCAAAGAACGGACAGGGAAUGCUCUACGUGACAAUGCAGCCCCAGGAGGGCCUCUCGCUCGAUCAGUUCCACGAAUGGUACAACAACGAGCACGGCCCUACCCGUCUGCGUCUUCCCCAGAUCUUCUCCAACGGCCUGCGUUACCAGGCCACCGACGGCCAACAGCCGCACUUUCUGGCCGCCUACGACGUGACCGACAUGGCUCACCUCCUGACGCCCACCUACCUCGAUCUGCGCGCCAAUCGGUCCCCCCGCGAGGCCGAGACCAUCGGGCAGGUCAAGGUCGACCGUUUCUUCUUCGAUCUCAUCUGGACCCAGGAAGCCCCGUCCUUCAAGCCGGCCGAGCAGUGCACUGACGCCGAAGCAGAGGGCCGCGUCCUGGUGGCUGUCGACGUCUCGCUCAACCUGACCCAAGAGCCUGACGCCGCCGAAAAGGUCAUCCAGUGGUACCAGGAGGAACACAUCCCCAUGCUGUCCAAGAUCCCCGGCUGGCUGCGCAGUCGCGUUUUGCGCACGCCUUCAUCCAUCGAGGGAGGUUCCAACGCCGGUGAAACCAAAAUCAUCACCCUGCACGAAUACGCCGCCGAAAACGGCCUCGGCGGCCCCGAGCACAAGGCCUCCAUGGACACGCCCUGGCGCACCGAGGUGUUCAACAAGUACAUCACCACCAAAGGCCGCAGGACGUACUCGCUCUUCUACGUCUUUGGUCCCGCGCCCCGCGACCUGCAGCACCUCUCUGCCUUACCCGCCUCGGCCGCCUUUUCCGCUGUUUCCCCGCGCCUCACGACCACCCCUGGCACCAGCCCUGACGGCCCCAUUAUCAAUAGCUACAUCACCACCCCGCACGACGGCCUGAUUAUCCCGUACCAGUUAGAAGGCAACCCCUCCCCUUCUGCCCCCGUCAUCGCCUUUUCCAACUCCCUCCUUACUUCUCUACACAUGUGGGAUCCCCUAGUGAAGAUCCUCAAGACGUCUCGACCUGACUUGCGUAUCCUCCGGUACGAUACGCGCGGUCGACACUCGAUUCCGUCUCCCCCUCAACCAGCAACUCUAGACCUCUUAGCAGAUGACCUUGCUUCUCUUCUCGAUGCUCUUCGCAUCGAUAAGCUGCAGACUCUGGUAGGCGUAAGCAUGGGCGGCGCCACGACGCUCAACUUUGCUAUUCGUCACCCUUCUCGCUUGCAAAAGUUCGUGGCGUGCGACUUUAAUGCUGCGAGCUCCGAAGCCAAUACCCAAGCGUGGAAGGAUCGGAUUGCCGUUGCUGAAGCUGAUGAGGGUAGAGGACUGAGGGACCAGUUGGCGGGGGUUACGGUGGAGAGGUGGUUCCAUCCGAAUACGAUGGAGAAGAAGAAGGAGGUGGUGCAGUGGAUGACGGAGAUGGUGGCGGGGAAUAGUGUAGAGGGGUUCAGGUGGAGUUGUCAGGCUUUGUGGGGGUAUGAUUUGCGAGAGAAGAUGAGGGAAGUCCAAGGGGUGGAGGGAUUGUUUGUGGUGGGGGAGGGGGAUGGGAAGGGGGCUUUGGUGAAGGCUAUGGAUGGGUUUAGGGGUCUAUUGGGGGAGAAGGGGGGUGAGUUGAAGGUGGUGAAGGAGGCGGGACAUUUGCCGAUGUGUGAGUGCCCGGAGGGGUUUUGGGAGGUUGUGAAGGAUUUUAUUUGAGGGCGGACCGAGAGUUCAGUUCUGUAUGAUACGUAAUGAAAUGAGAGGUUUUGGUUCUUUGGUGUUGAAUUUCAUGGAUGUACGAUUUGUUGUUUGUUUUUGUUCAGGUGGGAGGGAGUUCUAUGCGUGGACACGGUGGGUAGAUGCGCCGAGAAUUUUUUUUUUUUUUCUUUUUUUUUGGUAGGUC
Messenger RNA from Neurospora hispaniola, 2072 nucleotides. RefSeq names its product Alpha/Beta hydrolase protein. The transcript has a single exon. The coding region runs from base 224 to 1885 and encodes 553 amino acids. The record is from RefSeq and is a predicted model, not a curated record. Lineage: Eukaryota; Fungi; Ascomycota; Sordariomycetes; Sordariales; Sordariaceae.